AUGCUGGCGCUGAUGGAGGCCCAGGCCUGCUGCCUGGAGCAGGGGCACCGGCUGACGCAGCAGCUGGAGAAAUAUCGCCGGGAACUGGCCGCCCAGCUGCACCAGCUGGUCCUGGAGUCGGCGCGGGAGAAGCGGGACAUGGAGCAGAGACACGCCAUGAUCAAACAGAAGGACCUGUCCCAGGACGAGGCGGUGCUGGAGGGGCGCGGGGAGGCGCCGGACGGGGUGGUGAUGGAGGGGUACCUCUACAAGCGAGCCAGCAAUGCCUUCAAGACAUGGAGCAGGCGCUGGUUCUCCAUCCAGAGCAAUCAGCUGGUGUAUCAGAAACGGGCCAAGGACGCGCUGACGGUGGUGGUGGAAGAUCUGCGGCUCUGCACCGUCAAACCCUGCCCCGACCACGAGCGGCGCUUCUGCUUCGAAGUCGUGUCCCCCUCCAAGAGCUGCCUGCUGCAGGCCGACUCGGACAGACACCAGCAGGCCUGGCUGACGGCCGUGCAGAACAGCAUCGCCUCGGCCUUCAGCGAGGGGCGGGCCGAGCCCCCCGGCCAGCACCCGGAGCGCCCAGCCUCGCUGGUGGCUGGCACCCUGGAGGCGUCGGGCCGGAGCCCGCGGGCGGGCGGGGACAAGCGGGUGCUGGACCAGGUGCAGCGGCUGGAGGGGAACGCACAGUGCUGUGACUGCCGGGAGCCCGCGCCCGAGUGGGCCAGCAUCAACCUGGGCAUCACGCUGUGCAUCGAGUGCUCCGGCAUCCACCGGAGCCUGGGGGUCCAUUUCUCCAAGGUUCGCUCCCUGACGCUCGACUCCUGGGAGCCGGAGCUCGUCAAGCUGAUGUGCGAACUGGGGAACGGAGCCCUGAACCGCAUCUACGAGGCGCGUGUGGACGAGAUGACCGUCAAGAGACCCCAACCCGGCUGCUCCCGGGCGGAGAAGGAGAGCUGGAUCCGGGCCAAAUACGUGGAGAAGAAAUUCAUCACCAAGUUGCCAGAGGCACGGCUGAGCCGGGUGGGGCGCCGGGGCCCCCCCGACCGGGACCGGCUCCCCCGACCCCCCCUCAAGCCCAAACCGGGCAGCAUUAGCAUUAGCCGGGCUGCAG
Molecule: messenger RNA, 1093 nt
Organism: Terrapene triunguis (Three-toed box turtle)
Lineage: Eukaryota; Metazoa; Chordata; Testudines; Emydidae
Product: arf-GAP with coiled-coil, ANK repeat and PH domain-containing protein 1-like
Exons: 10
Molecular function (GO): GTPase activator activity
Source: RefSeq, a predicted model, not a curated record